GGUGUUUCCGUCCUCUCUCAAGGGGCCGCACUCAACUGGUACACUCAACUGCCUCCCGAGUCCAUCGACAGCUUCGGCACCCUAGUUAGGAAGUUCACCGCGCAAUAUGCGACGAGCCGACCUCAUCAUGUCACUUCAGCUGCCUUGGCCAGUCUCAGGCAAAAUGACGACGAACCACUCCGGGCAUUCAUGGAACGGUUCAUUGCCACCUCGAUCAAGAUCAGAAACCUGAAUCCCGAGGUCGCCCUACAUGCCAUGCUCAUGGCACUCAAACCCGGGCCAUUUGUCGACAGCCUGUGUCGUGAGUCCCCCCGCGACAUGAACGAGCUCCGCGCCCGCGCUCAACACGCCGCCGACCUACAAAACAUGCGUGCCAAGCACGACACUGACCUAGCGGCAAUGCGUGCCACUAACGAAGCCGAACGAGCGAAUCCGCGCUCAACUCCCUCGACACCACUCCGAUCAUCCUCCUCAUACGGGUAA
This is a messenger RNA of Cajanus cajan (pigeon pea), 483 nucleotides long. Lineage: Eukaryota; Viridiplantae; Streptophyta; Magnoliopsida; Fabales; Fabaceae. The record is from RefSeq and is a predicted model, not a curated record.